AUGAACAACAGCGCGGAUCUUGUCGAUGAGAGUCCCUCAGCACUGCUUUGGGUGAAUGAAUCGGAUGCCUACAUAGAUUUGGUCAAAAAACCCGAUGAAACGACGAUAUAUUUUGGGAUAUUUUGCCUUGACAAGUGGCACCAACAAUCUGUUGAGAAGCUGGGGGAAGUGAAAGCUAAGUUGCAGGAUAUCAUCAAUGUUUGGAACAGGUGUUAUCCAUGGGGCAAUUAUGCGGGCAUUGAAAUAAAGGUCGUUGCUGAACUCAAUGAAGCACCUUUCAUUUUUGGCUCUUUAUGCGUCGAGCAUCAUCAGGAGAAAGAGGAGCCUUUGGUGGUGUUUUUUCUACAAGACCUCUCUAAAGGUCUAGAUACUGAUAUUUUUAUCAAGGUGUGCUCCUCAGAAGGAGAAGUAUUACUAAUGGAGUGUUACGACGUCCUGCCGUCAGAAUACGAAUAUCCUAAGGGCAACAAUCGACUUUGGAUUCACCAAGGAAAAUUUAAGUUUAUACCUAAAGAUUUGGCACCACACAGAGGUCUGCGAAGACACGAAGCUUUGCAAUUUUUGACAACCUCUUAUUAUAAGCUGUCGGAAAUACCUGAAGUUAGCAGUAGACUUGCUGAAAGAAUUGGUCUCGGCAAGUCUCCAGAAUAUCACCUUGAAAGUUUAGUAUUGCUUCCAUUAUUGCUGAGAAAUGAAACGUUCUACAGACUCGUGAACGAGAAUCCCAGGGUUAUAAGUUUGGCUUUAAAGAACAUUUAUAUGAACGGGCAGGACCCUCAAGAAGCCGCGACUGUCAAUAAAUUUGCAGUUACUAAAAAGUGUUGCAGUAUCAAACUUCUGAUAUCCAAGUCGCAAGAAAAGUUUCUUGCCGGUUUUUUGCUGGAUUCUGGACUCGACUUAGAAAGCAAGAACUUGCCUUUAGUCAUUGGUGAUAUUAUCUCGACAUCAUUGCAAGAACUGGUGAGUAACAAUGAGCUGGACAUAUGUCAACCUUCGGGGGAAACGUUAGACCUCUUGUCGGGAUUAAAAACAAACGGUUUUUUAAAAGAUGGAUAUGAGCUCCCAGAAGCUAAUUUUGCGAGUGCUGUGAAGUCAGACGAUAAAAUUACCGACAGAGAAACUAUAUCACGGAUGCAGCGUUUGUUUUCCGAUAUUGGUACGGAUCUCGACUCAAAAAAAGACGCUGAGGGCGUCAAAGGCGACGAUUCAAGCGAGGACGACAGUGAAAACUAUGCGGACCGAGAAGCAUUGAACUACUUUAAAAAGGAGGACAUUGAUAUUGACGAAGACGAUUUCUUUGAGUAUUUUCUAACUGAGGCUCUAAAACUAAAGAAAGACGAUCUUGACGACUUGCGUCAGGAGAAAAGCGUUUUUUCAGCCUCCUCACCACCAGAUGAGGAAGAAGCUGAAAUGCUUGCCGAACUUGAGCAGCUUUUUGGUCAAAAAAAUGGCGAUAGUGGAGAAGCAAUCCACCAGCUUUUGGGAUCCCUAAAGCUGGAUCCUUCGACGGGGGUUGAUCUUGGAUCAUUCAUAGAUCAUAUUGACUCUGACUAG
Molecule: messenger RNA, 1554 nt
Organism: Lachancea meyersii CBS 8951
Lineage: Eukaryota; Fungi; Ascomycota; Saccharomycetes; Saccharomycetales; Saccharomycetaceae
Source: the annotation of a GenBank genome assembly